Messenger RNA from Siniperca chuatsi (mandarin fish), 4024 nucleotides. RefSeq names its product activin A receptor type 1Ba (gene acvr1ba). The record is from RefSeq and is a predicted model, not a curated record. Gene Ontology annotation, molecular function: ATP binding; activin receptor activity, type I; activin binding. Gene Ontology annotation, cellular component: plasma membrane; activin receptor complex. NCBI's taxonomy places the organism in Eukaryota, Metazoa, Chordata, Actinopteri, Centrarchiformes, Sinipercidae. Gene Ontology annotation, biological process: cellular response to growth factor stimulus; nervous system development; activin receptor signaling pathway. The transcript has 9 exons. The coding region runs from base 147 to 1646 and encodes 499 amino acids.
UAAACACGUCACUCGCCAAGCUGACUGGCUAGUAUUUGGCGGUGUGGUGUGUGUGGUCGGACUGUGGUUGUGUUUCAGGUCUGGUCGUGUUGAUAACGACACACUUCGGUCGCAUUUCAUCGCGGAGAGAUGGGAAUUCUGAAGAAAUGGCUCUAAAACGAAUUGCCCUAACGUUGCUGGCCCUGUUCGGGUUAGUGGCUGUCGGUAACGCUCUACGUUGUAACUGCACAAACUGUGAGAAGACAGGCUAUGAGUGCGAGACAGAUGGUGCCUGCAUGGCCUCCACAUACUUCAUCCAGGGGAAUGAGCAACACGUACGCAUCUGUAUCAAGCGGGAUAACCUGAUCCCCCCUGGGAAACCUUUCUACUGUCUGAGCACUGAAGGCCUGCUCAACACACAUUGCUGCUAUGAAGAUUACUGCAACAGUAUUGACCUGAAAAUCCCCGUCCCAACAAAAGAGGGGGACUGGUCAGGCUCAGGAAGCUCCUGGGGGCCGGUGGAGCUGGUGGCGGUCAUUGCAGGGCCCGUGUUCCUUCUCUGUGUGCUACUGAUGGUUGGCGUGUUCCUGUUCCAGUAUCAUCAGAGGGCCUACAGCCACAGGCAGAGGCUGGAGGUAGAGGACCCAUCCUGUGACCAUCUGUACUUGGCCAAGGACAAGACCCUGCAGGACCUCAUCUAUGACAUGUCCACCUCCGGAUCAGGCUCUGGUUUGCCGCUGUUUGUGCAGCGGACAGUGGCUAGGACCAUCGUGCUGCAGGAUAUAAUAGGAAAGGGUCGCUUUGGUGAGGUGUGGCGGGGGAGGUGGAGGGGAGGAGAUGUGGCGGUGAAAAUCUUUUCAUCCAGAGAGGAGCGCUCCUGGUUCAGAGAGGCUGAGAUCUACCAGACAAUCAUGCUGCGCCACGAAAACAUCCUAGGAUUCAUUGCAGCAGACAAUAAAGACAAUGGCACAUGGACUCAGCUGUGGCUGGUGUCAGACUAUCAUGAGUACGGCUCUCUUUUUGACUACCUGAACCGCUACUCUGUCACCAUCGAGGGCAUGAUCAAACUGGCACUGUCAGCUGCCAGCGGCCUGGCACACCUACACAUGGAGAUCCUCGGCACUCAGGGUAAGCCUGGCAUUGCUCACCGCGACCUCAAGUCUAAAAAUAUCCUGGUUAAGAAAAACGGCAUGUGUGCCAUAGCUGACCUCGGCCUGGCAGUCCGCCAUGAGUCCAUCACAGACACAAUCGAUAUAGCACCGAACCAGCGCGUGGGCACUAAGAGGUAUAUGGCUCCAGAAGUCCUGGACGAAACCAUCAACAUGAAACACUUUGAUUCCUUCAAGUGUGCCGACAUUUACGCGCUGGGCCUGGUGUACUGGGAGAUUGCGCGUCGCUGCAAUGCAGGAGGUAUCCAUGAGGAGUACCAGCUGCCCUACUACGACCUCGUGCCCUCUGACCCUUCCAUAGAGGAGAUGAGGAAGGUGGUGUGUGACCAGAAACUGAGGCCUAAUGUGCCCAACUGGUGGCAGAGCUACGAGUCACUGCGUGUGAUGGGGAAGAUCAUGAGGGAGUGCUGGUACACCAAUGGAGCAGCCAGACUGACGGCCCUGCGCAUCAAGAAGACUCUGUCUCAGCUCAGCGUGGAGGAGGAUGUCAAGAUGUGAGUGGCCAGGCGGCGAAAAAGACGUGCUGGAGACGCACAGCCAGACCGCACUCCCAUAGGAAACAAACACUAAAGACAGACUGCAAAAGAAAAACCUGCCAGUUUUAAAGCCACACUCCAAGUUGUGACGAGGCCUACCUCACCUUUUUAGCCAAAACUACUGAGAGUCACCCUUCCCCUCCCGACUUUUCUCUCCCCCCGCCUCCCUUUUGUCCCUCGUGUCUGCUCCCCGUUCCCUUCGACCCCCAUGGGCCACAAACACUACAGUGCUACCACUGUUAAUAUCAUCAAACUCAACCUUUUUUUUUUUUUUGUUUUCAUUUCCCAUGGCAGGAAUUAUUAUUAUUAUUAUUAUUAUUAUUAUUGUACAGUGAUGGGAUUUUUUGUUUGAUCUUUUUUACCUCUUUGAAAUCUGUCCCAUGACGGACUAACCUUGUCCAGAAGAGUCAAGAACGUUGUGGGUUUUUAAGUUUUUUAAGAAUAACACUUCAUAUUCUGUUGGCCACGAAACAUUGUGUGUGUGCGUGUGUGUGUGUGUGUGUGUGUGUGUGUGGAGGAAAGAGGCUGAAGCACUGUUUCUAGUCGUGUAUGUAAAAGGUGUCUGGACUACUAGCAUGUUUCUAUGACACUAAGAUGUCCUGUGGUAUAGGCUGUAGUUCAUUAGACAAAACCAGUAAUGGGACAUUUGGUAAUUAAGCAUGAACAGCCAGAUUUUACUUUUUAAUCCCUCACUUGAAUAUCCUACAAACAAAAAUUCAUUGCACUCAACUGUAGCUUCCUCAUCACAUGUGAGACCUGCAGGUAUCACAAACCAGAUGUGGUCCAGUCCUGGUGUUUAGUUUGAAAUGUGGCAGGGAUAAUGUUUGGGAUGGUUUCACUUUUAUUUAUUUGUUGAUAGUCUUUAUUUCAUAUUGAUGAACACUGUGAGAUGAGAUGUGACAAGCCAGAGUCUUGAUAUGAAAAUUAACGUUUUAGUUUCAGUCCAAGUCUUCAUCUUUCAGACGUUUAGAUUAAGGGGUUGUUGCAUUCGUUUAAUAAGAUACAAGAGUGCAAAUAUGGAUGUAGCCAGAACCCCGUUGGUGACAGGCGAUGACAUCAUGCACACUGAGCAAAUAAGAGGCGUAUGAAAUGGCAAUGAAAAAUACAGUUUUUUGAAAAAAAAAAAAAAAAUCUUUGUGUUUUGUGUAAAGACAUCAUGAUGGGUGUUUUCUUUUGACUUUGACAUUAGACACUACUGAUGAUGGGUACAUAUGAUUUGUAUAUAAAACAUUUUUCCUUUUUUAUGCCAUAAGCACCAGUGUGACAUUUGAACAGUGAUUUUGCUUGAAUGGUACUUUCAGAAGUCUGUUGUUUGAUCUGUCUGCAUGGUUUCUAACUGUGCCAGGAAAUAGACUGUAUCAUCUGCUGGAAUUUGUUUUUAAACUUGCUCCUCUCAUGGCAAUUUGGUGGUACUACUGAUCCCAGAUAAUUUUGCUGCAACUUCUGUGUUUUUUUUUUUUGUUUGUUUUUUUUUGUUUUUUUUUUUUGUAUAAUUGUUGGAAUUGCUUGUUGAGUUGUUUCACGAGCUCAGCAAUGCAGAUCUGCUUUCUACAUAUGUCCUCCGGGGUGACAUCUCUUUCUCAUACACACUGGAAUAUUUAGGAGCAUCUUGUAACCUUGAAUUCUGAUACUGCCAGUGGCUCUUCAGAAACAAAGACAGCUGCUGACAGUUCACACACAGAGAACAUAUGGUUAGAUAUGAAAAGUAGUUGAGAUGUUUUACCUUCAAAGACUGACAUGCUGUAAAGUGAAACUGCAUGUUUUCAUUCUACUUUGUCGUCUGCAGCUUCGAGUCUGUCUGCAGACAAAACUAUGAAACUAAGUAUUACACUGACAUUUGUCACCAUUGGGCUCUGCACUGUUAUGUCCCCAUGGACUUUAGUUAAUGUUAGUUAUGUCAUCACUUGAUCCAGAAUCCACGUGUCAUGUUAUUAUCCAUUUUGCAUGCUGUCUCAAACACUGGGUCCUCUGCACUGAGGUAGUUGAACUUAAGACUGGUCUUUCCCUCUUCCUACCUGUUGUUUUUCUUUCAUUUCUUUUUGUUCGGGUCGUUGGCUGUGUACCCCAGAAAUGUUGCUGCUACUGUUAACAUGGGUAGAAGUUCAGCAGGCUGAUUCGGAGAAGGAGAGCUGGGAUGGGAAACAGAUGACUGCUGUCAGUUGAACCAAAAUUGUCAAAACACUCCUGUCCAUGUUUGGUUUGUUGCCAUGGGUAUAUGACCAUCAGACAUCCUGUUCAUAAGUAAUACUUCAAGAUUUCAAAAAUCAUGUUGUGCAAAUCUUUUCAGAAUUAGUUGAAAAGUGUAUAUAGAUGAUAUACAUUAAAUUCCUCUUUUUCUUA